CCGUGCAAGUGGCGGCGCGGCGCGAGAGCAGCCCUGGCCGGGCCCGCGGCGAAAGGAGGAGGAGGAGGCGGCGCGAUCGCCCGAGCUUGGCGCUCCGGAGGUGGCAGCAGGCUGCAGCGAAGAGGCAGCUUCAGCAGGUUUAUUGCUCCUUGGCACAGCAAGGCUUCUGCUAUGACCACAACACCAGCCUUCUCUCCGGACAGUGAGGACAUUCUCUUAGAAGACCCACCCAGGGUGCCCUCCCUCCUGUGCAUGCCCUCCACCCAGGACCAUCAUGGGAAGUGUCAGUAGCCUCAUCUCUGGCCACAGCUUCCACAGCAAACACUGCCGGGCAUCUCAGUACAAGUUGCGCAAGUCUUCCCACCUGAAGAAGCUGAACAGAUACUCAGACGGACUGUUGAAAUUUGGCUUCUCUCAGGAAACUGUUCACAAUAAGUCCAGCUCCAAAGGCAACAAGAAUGAGGACUUUUUUUACAUCAAGGUCAACCAGAAGGCUCACCGGACAGACUACACCCCACUCUCCGGGGGGGAGCUGGGAGGCCAGGCUGGGAGGAACAGUGUGGACUAUGGCAACCCGACGCCACCCAAACUGAAGCCAGUCUCCAACCAGAUAGAACUAGCCACUGACAAGAGUGCUACGAGGCCCACGGCCUUCAAGCCUGUGCUCCCUCGCUCCAGCACAGUCCUCCACUCUUCUCCAGAACACGGCAACCAUGUUCCCCAGAAGCUCCAAUCGCAGGAGAAAGCCAAGGAUCUGGAUGCUAAGCCUGCUCUGUGCUCCGGAGGACUGUCGGACUCGGGAAGGAACUCCAUGUCUAGCCUCCCCACGCACAGUACAGCCAGCAGCUACCAGUUGGACCCCCUUGCCGCUCCCGUGGGGCCCAUCAGCCGAUUUGGGGGCUCUGCCCUGAACAUCACUCAGUGCGCCAUCCUGCAGGACAGUAACAUGAUGAGCCUGAAGGCCUUAUCCUUCUCAGAUGGGGGAACCAAGAUCCUGAACCCUGGCAAAAUGUCUGCUCCUCCCCACCCCGGCGAGAAGAACUCCUGCGUCCGCUCGCCGAUCUCCACGGAGGAGUCGGCAAUCCAGGAGCUGGAGCAGAAGCUUCUGGAGAGGGAGGGGGAGCUGCAGGAGCUGCAGUGCAGCUUCGAGGAGAAGGAGAUCACCUCCUGCCAAAGCUACGAGGAAAAGCAGAGGCGCUGCAGGGACGAGAUGGAAGGGCUGAAGCAGAAAUGCAACAGCAGGCUCAAGCAGACGUCGCAGAAGAGCCACAGGGCACAGCAGCUGCUGCAGCUGCAAGUCUUCCAGCUGCAGCAGGAGAAGCAACAGCUCCGAGAGGAACUGGCCAACCUGAUGAAGGAGCAGGACCUCCUGGAGGCCAAGCUGAGGUCUUAUGAGAAGGAAAAGACCAACUUUGCCCCCGCGCUGGAGGAGACUCAGUGGGAGGUGUGCCAGAAGUCUGGUGAAAUCUCUCUCCUGAAGCAGCAGCUGAAGGAAUCCCAGACAGAGCUCAACAGCAAGACCAACGAGGUCCUCAACCUGAAAGCUCAACUGAAGGAUGUCCGGGCAAAGAUGGAACUGCUAGAUAUGAAAAUCCAGGACCUGGAAGAUUCCCUGCGUGCCAAGGCCAUGGAGCUGGAGGUGUGCGAGAACGAGCUCCAGCGCAAGAAGAACGAGUCAGAGCUCCUGAGGGAGAAGGUGAACCUGCUGGAGCAGGAGAUUGCAGAGCUGCGGACGGAACUCACCAUCCUCAGGGAGCAGAUGAAGUGUGGGGCAGCUUCCGCGGGCCUGGAGGGGAGCAUGACGGAGGAAGCGCAAGCCCUAUGGCAGGAAGUGGAGAAGCUGAAGGCAGAGCUGGGGGAGGCUCAGGAUAGCAACCAGCAGAUGACGACCGGCUUCCAACAGGAGCGGCAGACCUGGAAGGAGGAGAAAGAGAAAGUCAUCCACUACCAGAAGCAGCUGCAGCAGAGCUACCUGCACAUGUACAAACGGAACCAGAACCUGGAGAAGAUGCUCCAGCAACUGGCUGCAGGGGAGGAUGGCAAAGAGCCUUUAGACCUUGACCUCCAUGGAACUGAUGUCCCUUAUGAGGACAUCAUCGCCACUGAAAUCUGAAGGGUUCUGCGUCGUUUGGCCCGCUCUGGAGAGGAGAUGCAUCUUUCAACUGGGGGGGGAGGAGAUUGUGUGUGUACAGUCCAGGAGAACCACCUGUUUUCUUGGUUGAGGUCCUUUGCCUGGCCAAAAUGGAUCACUAGCUGUUGUCCUGCCACAUGUUAAUGGUGUGAGGCACCAAUCCCAACCCUGUCAUGCCCAAUGCUUCCUCCUGGGAGCGUUAUCCCGACUAGAGCAUCCCAGUGAGAAAUAAAAAGGGAAGUGGGGGUGUGUUACCAGUUGACCAUUCUGUCAGGAUAGAAUCAGAGCAGCUGCUGCUUUCAGUGGAGAAUAUGCAAUAAUCUCCAUGCCAAUUACCACAGGUGACUGCUUCUUGCCCAUGACCCUGAUAUCAGUUCCCAAGGGCUCCUGGGAGUGCCAGCCAUAGCAAAUGCCAUUAUAGCUCUCCUGCAGCCAUUAAACUAUGGGAUGAGGCCUGUUCAUACCCCACGAGCCUCUCUGUUGCCAUGUGAAAAAAACUUUUUUAGGGGGGAAGCGCAGGAUUUGGCCACUUGUUCCUUUGUUAGAGUCCAUCACAACAGGCUGUCAGCAUUAUCCUGCAAAUUCUUAUUGACCAGGGAUACGUAAGUGGUCAGGGCCGGCCCUACUAUUAGGCAAUGUGAGGGAUCUGCCUCAGGUUGCAGAUGCUGGGGGGCCAGGAGAGGUGGAGAGCUGUGUGUGCCAGGCAGCCUGCCCUGCAGCUCCUAAGGUGCCCUGUUGCCCUCAGGUGUGGUGGAAGACACCACAGUUGAAGCAAAAUUCAGUUGCCUGCCCACUAUACAUGGAAUACGGAGACAAGAAUACAUCUUGUCCUUUGCCUCAGAGAGGAUAGCAAUAGGAUUCUGAGAUACUUGGGGAUCAGACGGAAUGUAAGGCAUUUUUGUGUUUUCUCAUCUGGGAGAGGGCAACCCUGUUCCACUGCUUGCCCGUGGAGAACCCUCUUUCUCCAGCAUACUUCUCCUGUCCAAAGUAAUGGGCGAGUGUUCUAGGCUACUAGAAGCCAUAAACUGGCAAAUCAGCCAGCAGAUCUUCCUUGGCAUUGCUUGGCAUUGCCUCUUCCAUGAGCAGGUAAAAGCUGGGAGAGAAGUCUAUUUUUAUUUAACGUGGGAGUGGGAACUGAAAUGGUGUGUGUGUGUUGAAUGGGAAUGUUUAUAUUCAGUUAUCAAAAAUGUGAAUAUUUUUAUGGAGUUUUUGGGAAGGCUUGUUUUUGGCAAAUAUCUCGUGUUUACUGUUCGCAUUACCUGUCUUCUGUUUGCCUGUUUGCCAAUAGGGUUCAAUCUGCACUAUUUCAAACAGUAUUACGCCUUUUAAACAGUCAUGGUUCUCCCCAGAGAAUCUUGGAAGCUGUAGUUAAGGGUGCUGUGACUCACAGCCUGUGAGUUAUUAAGAGACUCCUAUUCCCCCUGCAGAGCUACAGUUCUCAGAGUGAUUUAACAAUCAACCCUUCUUCCUGGUGAACCUGGUGAACUCUUUGAGGAGAAUAGAGCAUCUCCUAACAACUCUGAUCACCCAUAACAGGCAUCCCCAAACUUCGGCCCAUAGCUGCCAAGUUUUCCCUUUUCUCGCGAGGAAGCCUAUUCAGCAUAAGGGAAAAUCCCUUUUAAAAAGGGAUAACUUGGCAGCUAUGCUUCGGCCCUCCAGAUGUUUUGGACUACAAUUCCCAUCUUCCCCGACCACUGGUCCCCCUAGCUAGGGAUCAUGGCAGUUGUAGGCCAAAACAUCUGGAGGGCCGCAGUUUGGGGAUGCCUGACCCAUAACAUACUAAAGUUUCCAUGAUUCUUUGGAGGAAGCUAGACUUGCUUAAAAUGGGAUAAUGCAGCUUUAAAUGAAGUGUGCAGGUAUGACCUUCAAAGGGUAUUUUGAACCCACGGGGGGGGGGGGGGGAUACCCCUUCCUUUAUUGAGACACCCCAGGAGCUGUGAAAUGCAGAUGGAAUAGGACGGAGGAAGGACUGGGCCAGACUGGUACAGCAAAGUGGAGUUUUUAAUAAUGGAAACACAAUCAGUUGGAUCAAAAGGUUUAAACCUCUCUUCUUCUCAGGGGCAAAAGAAUCGACCAGUUAACAAUCAAAUCAGCACUUGUUCCAGACAGGCCCUUGUAAGUUCUCUGCCUUUGUAUGGAGCUCCUUGUCCCAAGAGAGCCCCAAACCAGCCACGUACAAGCUAGCAGAGAACCUGCUUCUGCCCCACUGGCUGUGGAAAGAGCCUGCCGGUUGCCAGGGUGACACAGGGCAGGCUGUGUCUCAGUUCACCUAUCCUUUUAUAAAAGCGCAAACUAGGUAGGUUACCCUUCAAAUGUGAACUAAAUUGAAUUCCACCUCCAUUGCUAGUUGCUGCUGUGAAACGUACAGCAAACAUCUCGCAGCCUGGCAGCCCUGCAUGGUACGUUCCACCUUGUUCGACUUUCUGGAGGAAUAGAAAAGAUGUCAGUCAGCACCUAGGGCUUGAGAUAGAAGUGGAAAGUCUUUUGCUUCCUCCAUUCCUCCUCUGCGGGGGGAAACCUCUGCAGAUCACUCUCAGCUUGCAGUGGUGAUUUAAAACAUCGCUCUUGGGCUUGUGAACACGAAGCCCUGGCAGUGUUACUGCCCCCUCUUCUCUGCCUGUCUCCCAGCCAGCUAAUUGGGUUUAUGCGCAUAUGUUUCUGAUUAGCAAAAUUUGCAUUGUUAAUUGCAGUCUCAAAACCAGCCUGCUCCCCGGUGAACCGCCAGUGACCCCAUGGGGUUAAUUACCUCUGAGUGGGAGUGGCUUGGUGUAGCCUGCUUGCCAUAUCCUGCUGAUCCGAUCAACUUUCCCCAGUGCCUGCCUGAUGUCUUUCUCCUCCCCUCCAUCUACCUCACCUAAGGGCAGGGGACCAGCUGGUGGUAGACAUCAUUAAACUGGGAGCCUGUUUUCUUAUUUAAGCCUGAAAGGCAUCUUUUGUAAGAGGGCAGAACACCUCCAGUACAAUUUUGCUUUUGCCCCAAAGGCUUAGCUCAGCUCCUCCAGAUGAAUGACCUGUUUAUUGAGCAUUCCGUUAUGAUUUUUGCCUAAACAGAGGUUAGGCUAUGUCUGGUCUUCAUUGAACAUUCAUUCUGAUUUCUUUGCCAGGAGAUUCUACAACAAUAAGCAUUAGUCCUGAAUUCAUCCUGAUUUGCUUACUUGGUGGUAAUAAUUGUUUGUUUAUCCCACAUUUGCCAGUGCAUUCCCCCCAACACUUUCCUAACUACAAAAAGUCAAUUUGGGGAGGCGGGUGGGUGUUUAAGUAGAUGUGUUACACUCAGGCCACUGAGUGCUUUAAUCAACUUUAAUUGUGCGAUCCUAAAUUUCGGGUGUGCUCCUGAUUCUCUCCUGCAGAAUACUGACAGUGUUCAGGUGGCCUGUGUUUGGAUCACAUGGUGCAGUUUUAUUUUUUUCUAAAAGUGUAGUGCCUGUAGCAUUUUCCUUCUAUAAGUAAUGGAACGAGGGAUUAACGAUGAAAGAGGCAGCGGGUGCUCCCUUCAAAUGUUUCCCGUUACCCGUUGCUUCCCUAGCUUUUGGUCACAGCACAUUAAGAUCUUUAGCCCGCACCAACAUUUUAGGAAACUUAACGGGUGGCUUAGGGGGACCCAGGUGGCGCUGUGGGCUAAACCACUGAGCCUAGGGCUUGCUGAUCAGAAGGUCGGUGGUUCGAAUCCCUGCGACGGGGUGAGCUCCCGUUGCUUGGUCCCAGCUCCUGCCAACCUAGCAGUUCGAAAGCACGUCAAAAUGCAAUUAGAUAAAUAGAAACCGCUAUAGCGGGAAGGUAAACGGCGUUUCCAUGUGCUGCUCUGGUUUGCCAGAAGCGGCUUUGUCAUGCUGGCCACAUGACCUGGAAGCUAUACGCCGGCUCCCUCGGCUAAUAAUGCGAGAUCAGUGUGCAACCCCAGAGUCGGUCACAACUGGACCUGAUGGUCAGGGGUCCCUUUAACGGGUGGCUUAAAGAAGCCUACCGUAGUUUGUUUGCUUCCAUGCUCCACCGCAUCUACAAGCAGAUCCUUCCAAAAGACAGCAAUAAUUUGUCAUGUAAAAGAAUUGGAUCUAUCCACUUCCCUUCAUUGCACCCCCAUCAGCACCAGUGGUUUGAGUUGAUUGUGUACAAAUAUUUUGAAGUCUUCUUGAGAACACAUUCAUUCCCACAGUCUCACUGCUAUCUCUUGGCAGUGGCAAUGGCAAUGAAUGUUGAUGAUUUGACUAUUUCAAAUCUGAGUGGUGAUUAUGUGUUUUUAAUAUUGAAUGCAUCAAUGACAGCAACUCCACUACUGCUUUAAAAUAAACACAUGACCCUAACAGUGUGGCCAGGUAAAUUAGCUGUUGUGGUCUUCAUAUCGAAGAACACAAAAAACAAUGACAGGAAUUUGCAGAAGAUUAUUAUUAUUAUUAUAUAUUUUUUACCCCUUUUUCUUUGAUUGUGAUUUCCAUUUUCCAUUGAGACAUUGGGCUCCCUUCCCUGACCUCGAUUUUUUGUGAGUUGACAUUGUUUGUGUUUGGAUGCCACAGUAAAGUAUGAUUUAUUGUGGUGGGGGUGAGGCACACUGAGUCUUAGAAAGGAGAUCGGAAGGCUUUUUUGCUUCUGUUUUUAAUUGACUGCAACUUGGUGCAUUAUCCAAACCUGAGAACCCAUUGUUAAUCUCAACAAUGAUUUGUUUUGAACAGGUAAACUUAAAGCCGUGAUUUAUUAAAAUGCCCUGCUUAAACAAACCAUAGUUAACAGUAACCGCAGUUUAGGGUUCCACACCAGCAUCCCACUGCAUCAAAGGGUCACAGGUUAGCUUGUUUUCAGAAUUUUGCAGUGUAGUAUGUUCAUUGCUUUUCUGCUCCAAAUGUGCCCUCAGCUGCUUCCUAACCAUGUUGACUCUUAACAAGCAUGUAUUUCGAACUCUGCAGAGGGAAAGAGGCUGCAGACUUUUUUAAAUAGCGAAGCACUCUUUUCUGCCACUUCUCCAUUCGAAUGGAAAUAACUUCUGAGUAGACAUGUAUAGAUUUGUGCUGUUUAUCCUCUCCCUCUACCACCCUGGCUGCUUUUUCUUUUUGUAAAGAAAACCACCCAUCAGGUUUUAGUUAUACACAUCUUCAAAUAAUUCUUACUUAGAACUUCAGCUGGUCACUAUAGCAUUCUUUGUAGCAUUUGUGACUAGCAGAAACUGCCUUGCAAGCCGGUGGUGGUUUUUAGUUGCCUUGAAGAUCAUUCGCAGGAAAACAUCCUGACUGGGAACAAGUCCACAGCGAUGCCAUCUCCCCAGUUCUCCCCACUUCCUUGUUAUUAAAGGAUGAGGCCGCAGUCUGUUGUAUUCCUUCUGUUCCCAUUUGCUUUCCAAAAUCAGGAUUCAUGCCAUUAAGAAUUGCAAGGAGUCCAUAGGAAAUUACUUUUUCCCUUUCUAUAAAAAAUUGUUGGACUCUAGUUUACCUCUGAUCCCCCUCAAUACGGAUUAGAGCAGGCAUCCCCAAACUUCGGCCCUCCAGAUGUUUUAGACUACAAUUCCCAUCUUCCCCAACCACUGGUCCUGUUAGCUAGGGAUCAUGGGAGUUGUAAGCCAAAACAUCCGGAGGGCCGCAGUUUGGGGAUGCCUGGAUUAGAGCCUUCCGGUUUUAAAACUAGCACCUAAGAGCUUCGUGUAAUUUUAAGAAUGAGAGGUGGGGAGAGAUGCCAGAAAGCUGUCAUUGGCCACAUAUAUGGUACAAAAUAGAUGUGAAAUAAAAAAAUUCCUUCAGUAGCACCUUAAAGACCAACUAAGUUUAUAUUUUGGUAUGAGCUUUCGUGUGCAUGCACACUUCUUCAGAUACACUAGAAACAGAAGUGUCAGACCC
Messenger RNA from Zootoca vivipara (common lizard), 7950 nucleotides. It is a transcript of the gene LZTS1, whose product is annotated as leucine zipper tumor suppressor 1. Gene Ontology annotation, cellular component: dendritic spine. Gene Ontology annotation, biological process: regulation of dendrite morphogenesis; regulation of synaptic plasticity. NCBI's taxonomy places the organism in Eukaryota, Metazoa, Chordata, Lepidosauria, Squamata, Lacertidae. The record is from RefSeq and is a predicted model, not a curated record.